AUGGAAGAAGACGACGAGAUUCCUCCGGCGACCUUCCAUUUACCAGAUUUUUCGACGUUGACGCCUCUCACUCAGGCGGAGGCGGAGGUCGGAGGAGGAUGGAAUACCGGUAAUGUCAUAGCCUCCGGUUGCGGCGGAGGGAGAGAGGAUUGCUGGAGUGAAGCAGCGACGGCGGUGCUAAUCGAUGUUUGGGGGGAGAGGUUCCUGAGCAGAGGGAUUCUGAAGUAUGAGCAUUGGAGAGAAGUGGCGGAGAUCGUGAGCAUGGCGGGUUUCGGUGAGUAUGGGAAGACCGAUGUACAUUGUAAGAACAAGAUCGACACGGUGAAGAAGAGGUAUAAGCAAGAGAAGGCGAGAAAGGCCGCCGGUGGUGGCCCCAGCAGUUGGAUCUUCUUCGAGAAGCUUGACCGAUUAAUCGGAGCCACCGCAAAUUUCCCGAGCAGCGAUCGUGGCCGUCGUAGAGGAGAGUCCUUCCAGAAGGUUCCAAUGGGAAUCCGUACGAACAGCCGUUCGAAUCUGUACCAAUGCCAGACGGAGCAACAAGCCCUUGUGAGAAGGUGUAGUGAAUCAACGCCACGGCAGUUCAGGUCGGAAUCUGAGUCUGAGACCUCCGGCGACUCCGAAGAUAGUCUGCCUCCGCCGCGGAUGUUGCCGCCGGAGAAGCGGUUUAAGAUAGAUAAGAUGGGAGGAGGGAGAGAAAUGACAGAAUUGGCGAGGGCGACUUUGAGGUUCAUUGAAGCAUAUGAGAAGGCGGAGAGCAAACGGCGGAGAUGGAGAAGGAGCGGAUGA
Messenger RNA from Tarenaya hassleriana, 786 nucleotides. RefSeq names its product trihelix transcription factor ASIL1-like. Lineage: Eukaryota; Viridiplantae; Streptophyta; Magnoliopsida; Brassicales; Cleomaceae. The record is from RefSeq and is a predicted model, not a curated record. The coding region runs from base 1 to 786 and encodes 261 amino acids. Gene Ontology annotation, cellular component: nucleus. The transcript has a single exon. Gene Ontology annotation, molecular function: transcription cis-regulatory region binding.